This is a messenger RNA of Pelobates fuscus (common spadefoot toad), 641 nucleotides long. RefSeq names its product integrin alpha-4-like. The transcript is spliced from 5 exons. Gene Ontology annotation, biological process: cell-matrix adhesion; cell-cell adhesion; cell adhesion mediated by integrin. Gene Ontology annotation, molecular function: integrin binding. NCBI's taxonomy places the organism in Eukaryota, Metazoa, Chordata, Amphibia, Anura, Pelobatidae. The record is from RefSeq and is a predicted model, not a curated record. The coding region runs from base 1 to 570 and encodes 189 amino acids. Gene Ontology annotation, cellular component: integrin complex; external side of plasma membrane.
AUGGGUGUUCAGAGCCAGCAGACUUGGAAACAAGCUAAUAUGAAUACUUUGUUUCAUUUCAUACAGCAAGAGUUUUCAUUCCUCCUGGAUACAAGUUCCCUCAGCAAAGCAGAUGAUGAUCUUAUAAUCAACAUUACAGCAAACUGUGAAAAUGAAGUAAACCAAGGCACGUUAUCGAACAAUGUUGUGACUUUCGUCAUACCAACAAGAAAUGAGGUCAAUCUCAAUGUCAUUGGAAUGGUGUCUCCUUUAUCGCUUGUGUUUGGACCCUCUGAAGAGGAAAUUGUUGCCCCAUGUGUUAUGGAGAAGAUAUCAUUCACUUUUAAUGUAAUCAAUUCUGGAUCCAGUCUUGCUCCCGGUGCCAAGCUGGAGAUAAUGAUACCCAACACGUUUGCACCUAGCAAAAUAAAAUUGUUCAAUUUGCUGGACGUCUCGACUACUGCUGGACAGUGUUCGUUUACAAAUUAUUUUCGAGAAUGUGAUACGCCAAAGAAAAAUGGAACAAUGUUUGGGGAUCUAGUUGCCUUCUUUUCAAAACCUGAGAAGAGGGUAUUGGUAAGUGUCUUAUAGUAAUUUAAGUACGCACUUGUACAUAACUUACAAGUUAUUGCAUUAGUUACUUAGACUUACUGUUUCAGGAA